GGAUUACGGAAAUGUACUCGAUGCACCGAUAUGACAACAAGUAAUUGUUUUUAUUGACAGACGGAUAAUGUAAACCGAGUGGCCAACGAUUUUUCGCCAAGAGGAGUCCGCGCUUCUCCGGUUCGUAGGUUAUGUGAACUCGCAGCGCUUCCACGACUCCUCCGGCGACCGACAAUGGGGCAGGGCACGGAGACGUGCACCGACCGGCCCACCGAGGUCAGUGUCAUCAGAUUCGUGUCCAGGAACCGCACCAUAGAGGAGAUCGCCCCGAAAAAGGAAAUUUACACCUGCAAGCAACGCGGUUGUGGAAAAAUAUUCACCAAUCAAGAUGAGUACAAGACGCACGAGACUCUGGAAGCAUUAAAAAUCAGAUUCAUUUGUCGCGAACCCGGUUGCGGAGAAGAACUCUCCGAUCCAGGGAGUAUGUGGCGACAUUAUCAAGAAUGGCAUAAUAACGAAACCAGCGUUUUCUCCUGUCCGUACACGAGUUGCAAUUCGGUACACGCGACAAGCGACAGUCUCGAAGAACACAUCGAAAGUUGUCACAGGCAACCGACUUUGCUGCCUAUGGAACCAGAAAUUAUCUGUUUCGAAGGAUCCGAGAACGUCAUCGAUGAAGAUGGUAAUCAAAGCAGCGAAGCGGGAUACUUUGAUGGCAAGGGAGAGUCUCGUGGACAGAAAAUGGAAGACUCGGAUAGAAACCCUGAUGACGGGUCUAAUCGAAGCGAUUCCAAAGUCUGCCACGACGAAGACUUCUCUCUCGAUCGUAAAAAUGUUGGUGCUAAUUCUAAAGUAAAAGACUAUUCCCAAAAUAUUGACACUUCCAACCGGAUAAACGAUAAGUUUCCAAAGAACGAGGAUCUGUUGAUAACAAAAGAGAACUUCUUAAUUAAAUACGAGGCAAGACCGUCGCAGUGCAACGACACGUUGCAGAUCGACGAUUCUCAGGAAAAGAACAACAUCGUAUUUGUCAGCGGAGACGUCACGAUUACUAAGAAUAUUAAGAACGAAGCGUCCAAUCUCGAGCAACGGAAUCAGGAACACAGGCUCGACCUGGGGAAUCUAGGAAAAAUCUUUAGAAGCGGCUUCGAUGGCGCCCCUCCCAAAACCGAAGAAGGUAACGGUGAAACGAACAGUAAUUGUUCGGAGGAUGAAGAGUACACGCCAAAGAAGCAAAGAAUGUCCAGGUACAAGCAGGAGCCAUACAAAUGUGAGAUUAAUGGUUGUGGGAAGAUGUACAAAUACAUAUCGCAUUAUCGACAUCAUCAAGAGAGUCACAAGAUAACCGCAAACGUUGCCAGUGUCAAUCUCCUCAAGACUGCCAGGCCAAAGCAAGGAAAGGCAUCCACCGUCAGUUUUUUCUUAUGCAAGAUGCCAGGUUGUGGCGCUCAGGUAACCAACGUGACGAGCCUGUGGAAACAUUAUCAGGACAAUCACGCCAAUUCUAAAGCCCCGCUAGCUCGAACUACUAAGAUCGGUGAAGUAUUUCGAUGCAAAGUUCCCGGCUGCGAGAUGGAGUUUGGCACGAGCUUGACACUGUACAAGCACUUCAAUGAGGUUCAUACUAACGGGACGGCAGCAAACGUUAGCACAAACGCAAAGACUGGUAAUGGGAGUAGUUUUCGCUUCGUCGAUCAAAUGUUCCAGGAUGACGCUACUUCCCAGCGAGGAAACUUUAAGACUGAUUGCAAAGCCAAAUGCAAUGCGUACGACUAUGCGGAAAACGAAGAGGACGAAACACCUUUACAGACUGUAAAGAAGGAAUCCCGUGAUUGAUCCUUCGCCCCUUAGACCGCAAAUUCAGACUAAUUAAUAUUAACGCGUUAUGUCUGAAAGUGUCAAGCAGAGGACCUCGGUACCGAAAGUUGAAACCCACAUCAGUAAGUAUCUUAUCGCUCUUUCAAGAUUUCAUUUCACUGUAAUCCGACUACCCAUUACCGGUGGACAAUCUCUGUCGAUUCGACGGUUGAUCCAAUUCAUUGUCGAUCGAAUGAUACAGUCCUCUGCGGAAUACUUCGAAUUUAAUAAUUCUAGAGAGCUCGUAUUUCGGUCAAUUUUUGAUUGAGCUGCUUCGCGGUUAUUACGAGGCGGAUUAACUUCCGCAUUACUAUUUAGGAAACGUUCGGGAUAUAAACGCUCGACGGCUAGAUGAGCAAUCCGCCAUUGUAUUCAGAACUAAUAUACAAGACUUCUCGACUUUCCGUACUGAUUUUUACUGUUUUAUAUUGUUGUCGGUUUGAUGUAACUUAUCUAUAUAAUGUCAUGGUACUCGCGACAGGUAUUCCCGCGCGCGCUUGUGUGCACGCGAGGCAUGAGUAUUGUAUAGGAUUUUUAUUUAUAUGACUGUAUGUUCA
Molecule: messenger RNA, 2354 nt
Organism: Orussus abietinus
Lineage: Eukaryota; Metazoa; Arthropoda; Insecta; Hymenoptera; Orussidae
Exons: 6
Coding region: 175-1776 (533 amino acids)
Biological process (GO): regulation of transcription by RNA polymerase II
Cellular component (GO): nucleus
Molecular function (GO): RNA polymerase II cis-regulatory region sequence-specific DNA binding; DNA-binding transcription factor activity, RNA polymerase II-specific
Source: RefSeq, a predicted model, not a curated record